This is a messenger RNA of Sphaeramia orbicularis (orbiculate cardinalfish), 1625 nucleotides long. RefSeq names its product calcium and integrin-binding family member 2-like. Gene Ontology annotation, molecular function: magnesium ion binding; calcium ion binding. NCBI's taxonomy places the organism in Eukaryota, Metazoa, Chordata, Actinopteri, Kurtiformes, Apogonidae. Gene Ontology annotation, cellular component: cell periphery; stereocilium; cytoplasm. The coding region runs from base 214 to 777 and encodes 187 amino acids. Gene Ontology annotation, biological process: calcium ion homeostasis. The transcript is spliced from 6 exons. The record is from RefSeq and is a predicted model, not a curated record.
CCUCCUCCUCCUCCUCCUCUUCACCGCGGAUGCGUAAAAUCCACCUUUUCUCCUUUGCGCUGAAACGGAUGAGAAAAAAACCCUGCGUCCAGGAUGAGGCAGGGCGCAGAUGUGUGAGUGUGUGAGUGGAAAUGUCCUGGAAGCUUUUACAGACACAGAAGCGGAGACUCCCAGUGUGAUGCGUCUGUGUGAUGGGAGAAGCAGACGACAAGGAUGGGCAACAAGCAGACAACCUUCACCGAUGAGCAGCUGGAGGCGUUUCAGGACUGCACCUUCUUCACCCGCAAAGAAAUCCUUAGGUUACAUGGUCGAUACCGUGAACUGGCUCCACAUUUAGUGCCACUGGACUACACCAACAACCCAGACAUUAGAGUUCCACUGACUCUGAUCAUCACCAUGCCUGAACUAAAGGAGAAUCCAUUUCGAGACAGAAUAGUGGAGACGUUUUCAGAAGAUGGACAUGGAAACCUGACCUUCAAUGACUUUGUCGACAUGUUCUCCGUUCUCUGUGAGACCUCGCCCAGAGAACUCAAGACCAUUUACGCCUUCAAGAUCUAUGACUUUAACAGGGAUAACUUCAUCUGUAAGGAGGACCUGGAGAAGACCCUGAACAAGCUGACCAAAGGUGAGCUGACCCCGGAGGAGGUCACGCUGGUGUGUGAUAAGGCCAUCGAGGAGGCCGACCUGGAUGGAGACAACAAGCUCUCCUUCGCUGACUUCGAGAACAUGAUCUCGAAGGCUCCGGAUUUUUUGAGUAACUUCCACAUACGAAUAUGAACCGUGGUGUUUGCAACGGUAGAGGAAAGACGCCACCCUCUGACCCUCCGACCCUCUGACCCGCCUCCUGAUCCAGACGGUGAAGGUCCUCCAGAUUCCAACCCGCCUACCCACCACAACACAACACAGUGCCUGUCCUUUCUAACGAGGCUCCUCCUUCAGGUCGGACCUUCAGCAGGACCUGAGAGUCUCCUCUGGACUGUGUGGUCUCUGUCCAACACAAGCACAGGCAUUUGUUUUUUUGCCAAUUUGCAUCACAAGCGAAGUGACAACAGAGAGAGAAUCACUCAUGCAUGAAACCUUUCUCUUAAAAUUAUUCAAGACUUAUUACGAGGCGGACGUUGAGGAGCUCUGUCCAGGGCCGAUAAAAACACGACGGGGCUAAUUUUGAUACCAAGAGAGCUUAUCUGCACCGAGGAUGAUGUCGGUUGAGGAUGUCCUUGAAGGUUUCGUGAGGCGUUUUAGGGCAGGAAUCAGAGGACGAUGCCACAGAGGAAACAGUACAAGGCUUUUCUGACUUAAGUGCUUUGCAGAAAAGCCAGUAUUUUUUUUUUUAAAGCACAGUUUUAAAGGGCAAAACAGUCAAGAGCUAUGCAAACUUUGUUCAAUAAGUGCAUGGAUGCAGUGUAAAUUGCUUCUAGGUGUUAAUUUUUACCAUCUGGUAUUUGUGACAAGUACUGGUGCAUAAUGACAAUCAUAGUAAACUGUAGUUCAAGGGCUCUCUGUCAUCUCCACUGUAAAGUUAAGCUUUGAUAACCUUUUCCUGCCUAAAAACUUGAUAUAACAGCUUCCACCCAUUUAGGUAAAAUGUUCUCUGGCAAGAAUGAAAUAAAUGAUUUUAUCUGUUG